Messenger RNA from Trichoderma harzianum CBS 226.95, 804 nucleotides. RefSeq lists its product as hypothetical. Gene Ontology annotation, molecular function: iron ion binding; oxidoreductase activity, acting on paired donors, with incorporation or reduction of molecular oxygen; heme binding. The record is from RefSeq and is a predicted model, not a curated record. The transcript is spliced from 2 exons. Lineage: Eukaryota; Fungi; Ascomycota; Sordariomycetes; Hypocreales; Hypocreaceae. The annotation marks the transcript as partial.
GUUCAAGUUCUCAUAGGGGCGCUUGUUGCGCUGCCAGUUGCUACGUUAUUAUAUUCGGUGUUAUACUAUCUUGCAGAUGUCCACCGUCUACGUCGGUUUCCCUCGCCGUCUUUGGCGGCUGCAUUGUCGCCUCUGUGGAUGAUGUGGCAUAAUGCUCGGGGCAAAAAGUACGAAGCUCUCGACUUGGCACACCAACAGCUCGGCCCAGUUCUUCGGGUCGGUCCUAAAACACUCUCUUUCUCGGCUCCCGAGGCAUACAAGGAUAUCUAUGGCCAUGGUUCUCCAAUUCUCAAGGACAUCUUUUACGAUAAUUUGGCAAACGGCAAUCCGUCCAUGGGCGAUGCGACAGAUCGCCAGCUGCAUUCAAUCAAGCGGAAGAAUCUGUCAAGUAUUUUCUCAGCAAAAAACAUUCUGAGCAUGGAACCAAAAGUGACAAGCUCAGUGGAAGAGUUACUUGCAGCAAUCCGCAUCAAGCUGAAUGGAGGAGCUUUAUCCAACGAUGACAAGCACGUGGUUUUGGAAGGCGUAUUUGAUGUACAGCCCUGGUUGAACAUGUUUUCGUACGAUGUUAUCUCCAAAAUGCUAUGGUCUUCAUCUUAUGGAUUCCUAAAAUGCGGGAGCGAUGACUGCAACUCCAUGGCCGGCGAUGGGCGCCGCAUGGAACGAGGUGAUUCCGAUGACGUUGAUUUCUUCUCUUUCUUUCCGAUACAAAAGACCAAGAGAUGCCCUGUACCUAUGGAGUUGCCAGAGCUUAUUGCAGAGUGCGGUACAUUUUUGAAUGCAGGCAAGUUAACUAGAUGCUAA